Molecule: messenger RNA, 640 nt
Organism: Orussus abietinus
Lineage: Eukaryota; Metazoa; Arthropoda; Insecta; Hymenoptera; Orussidae
Gene: mRpL54
Product: 39S ribosomal protein L54, mitochondrial
Exons: 2
Coding region: 89-490 (133 amino acids)
Cellular component (GO): mitochondrial large ribosomal subunit
Molecular function (GO): structural constituent of ribosome
Source: RefSeq, a predicted model, not a curated record
UCGGAACCAAUAUACCCCUCCCUUUCCUACGCGUUGGCUUCCCCCCCUGGUCUAAGAUGGGACUUUGGGCUUCGUCCAUAUAUUCGAGAUGAAUUUACUACCGAUGUUUAGUUUACUCCAAUUUCAAAGAAAUUUAUUAGCAUUGCCGUUGCAGUAUGGAAGGCAGUUUAGAGGUUACGCCGUAGAAGCACCCUUCUUCGGUAAAAGUAAGAAAAAGAAAGGAGGCCCCGUGGGUGAAAAGAAAGAAAUUCCUGUCGAGACAGAUGUCUCAAAGUUAUUAACGUUUGUUUGCGGAAGUAAUAUUUUAAAGGAAGGAAAGGAUGUCGAGUUGAAACCGGACUCUGAAUACCCUGACUGGUUGUGGACGAUAAAAACGGGUCCGCUUCCACCACUUGAAGAAAUGGAUCCAGAUAGUCUACAAUAUUGGAGGCGUGUGAGAAAAUUGGCCAUGGCACGUAAUAAUCAAUUAGCAAAACUUAAGAAAUUUUAAUAAAUAUUUAAUACAGCUUACUUGUUUUAUGUAUGCUAUGAUAACGUGAAUUAAUAAUUAUUUAGUAACAAUGAAUGGUACGACCCAUUAAAUUUGUAAAAAGAUAUAAAGAUUGAAAGAAUAUAUUCAAAGGGGCUAAUCCUUCCAGAA